Molecule: messenger RNA, 832 nt
Organism: Trematosphaeria pertusa
Lineage: Eukaryota; Fungi; Ascomycota; Dothideomycetes; Pleosporales; Trematosphaeriaceae
Exons: 1
Coding region: 126-629 (167 amino acids)
Source: RefSeq, a predicted model, not a curated record
UUUCUAGACGGGCCUGGUGGCGGCGGCCGCACGCGAUUGACGCACGACCAGCUGCCGUAGACGCUCGAGCCCCAGGCACGCCGCAGCCCCAGCCCAUAUCCGCGCGCGCUUCAUCGGAGGCCACGAUGCCCACUCCAAUACCAUGUUGCCGACCUGAUGUCACCUUCAUCGCGCCCGUUUCACCCGCCCACGCCCGCUCGACAGGCCACGAAUCGCCGCUCUAUCUUUGGCACCCGGCGGCAUGUCCCCGCCCAACGCGCUCGCGCCCUGGCUCUCCAGAACCGGUUGAGCAUUGUCUGUCGCCUUCUGUCCUUGCGAAUCAUAGUCCAGCUCCGCUCUGUUUCAGGCGGCGCUGUUCAAGACCCGAAGCGCGCUUUUCCUAUAAACUUCGUAUCAGAAACACCUGUUUGACCUUCUCGCCGACCAGAAUAGCACCCUCCCCGAAGCCUUCUGCAUGGCUCAGGUACAAGCGCGCCUUCACAACGGAGCUUCCCCUGGUGGCAUUGCGCUAUUCUCCCAAGCCAGUGUUUCCGAAGAGCCUAAACGCUGGAGAGUUCAGCCUCAUGACCCGCACUGUUCAUGCUCCUGUCUGUAGGGGAAUCUUGAAGCUGACUAUCGGACUCCUAUAGCUGUCGCGGUGCUUAGACGUAUGACUGCGUCCUGUUUCCCUCUAAUCACAUAAGACCGUCGUAAGUAUCUCUCUAAAUAAGGACCUUCAUUACACUCUCCCGCUUGUACCUAGGUAGGGCUCGCAGAGCAUCACGUGCCAUGCCAAGAUCUCUCGUCGCGGCUCAACCCUUCUCCACCUCAUCGUCGCGCUCUCAACACCAUC